UGUUUGCAAAGUUCCUUGUUUGCAGAUUUCCUUGUUUGCAAAGUUCCGCAUUUGCAGAUUUCCUCGUUUGCAGAUUUCCUAGUUUGUUGAUUUCCUUGUUUGCGGAUUUCAUUCUUGUUUGCAAUGCUCCUUGAUUGCAAAGUUCCUCGUGUGCAGUGUUCCUCUUAAUUUAUUGUGCGAUAAAUUGAUUGUUUGCAAAGUUCCUUGUUUGCAAAGUUCUGCAUUUGUAGAUUUCCUUGUUUGCAGAUUUCCUAGUUUGUUGAUUUCCUUGUUUGCGGAUUUCAUUCUCGUUUGCAAUGCUCCUUGGUUGCAAAGUUCCUCGAUUGCAGUGUUCCUCUUAAUUAAUCAUGCAAUAAAUUAGUAGUUUGCAAAGUUCCUUGUUUGCAGAUUUCCUUGUUUGCAGAUUUCCUAGUUUGUAGAUUUCCUUGUUUGCAAAGUUCCGCAUUUGCAGAUUUCCUAGUUUGUUGAUUUCCUUGUUUGCGGAUUUCAUUCUUGUUUGCAAUGCUCCUUGUUUGGAAAGUUCCUCGUUUGCGGUGUUCCUCUUUAUCAUGCGAUAAAUUGGUUGUUUGCAAAGUUCCUUGUUUGCAUAUUUCCUUGUAACUUAAGCGGCUGAGGGGGGGAAGGAAGGGGCCGAGGCUGUUAGGAAUGGUGGGAGUUGGAGUCCAAAACACCCGGAGGGAGGGCCAAAGAAUCCAACGCAUCCAACUCUAGGCUGCGAAAUAGCUGUGGACGCCGCUCUCCGAGGUGCUGAAAUUCACCAUCCAUACUGUGAGUUUUCCGGGCUGAAUGGCCAUGUUCCAGCAGCAUUCUCUUCUGACUUCCAAGCAGACCAAUGCAAGGCAAAGGUCAGGAGAGAAUGCUUCCGGGGCCUGGCCAGGCAGCCGUUCCGGGCUCGGGCAGUAACGCUUCCGCCCUGGACCUCCUCAGAUCCCGGCCUGGGGCGGGUCCAGCAUGCUGUCGGUGACGUACAGCGGAAGCCUGCGGAGCGUGGCCAGCCGCUGCCUGUCCGAGUACGGCCUGGGCCCGGCCUCUGCGGCCACGGGAGACCCCACGGCGGACACGGAGCUGCGGCGCAUGCGGGACGUCCGGUCGGCCGCCCAGGCCAAGGUGCGCGAGGAGUUCCUCCGCAUGCACGGCCUCUCCGCCCUCGACGGCGUCGCCCACCAGACCGGCAUGGCCUACCGAAACCUCGGCAAGUCGGGACUGAGGGUGUCCUGCCUCGGACUAGGGACAUGGGUGACGUUUGGAGGACAGAUAACAGACGAGAUGGCGGAGCAGCUGAUGACGCUGGCCUACGACAACGGGAUCAACCUCUUCGACACGGCCGAGGUUUACGCCGCGGGGAAGGCUGAGGUGGUCCUGGGGAAUAUCAUCAAGAAGAAAGGAUGGAGACGCUCCAGCCUGGUGAUCACAACCAAAAUCUUCUGGGGAGGAAAGGCCGAGACGGAGCGAGGCCUUUCCCGGAAACACAUCAUAGAAGGCUUGAAGGCCUCCCUGGAGCGUCUGCAGCUGGAAUACGUGGACGUGGUGUUUGCCAACCGGCCGGACCCCAACACGCCCAUGGAAGGGAACUCUUUUAGCUCUUCCAAGUCACGAACGUUCAUCAUCGAAGAGACGGUCCGGGCAAUGACCCACGUCAUCAACCAAGGCAUGGCCAUGUAUUGGGGGACGUCGCGGUGGAGCUCCAUGGAGAUUAUGGAAGCCUAUUCGGUGGCGCGGCAAUUCAACCUCAUCCCUCCCAUCUGCGAACAAGCCGAGUACCACAUGUUCCAGCGGGAGAAAGUCGAGGUCCAGCUUCCGGAGCUUUUCCACAAGAUCGGCGUGGGCGCGAUGACGUGGUCCCCCCUGGCGUGCGGAAUCGUGUCGGGGAAAUACGACGGCGGGAUCCCGCCUUACUCGCGGGCGUCGCUCAAAGGCUACCAGUGGCUGAAGGACAAGAUCCUGAGCGAGGAAGGCAGGCGGCAACAAGCCAAGCUGAAAGAGUUGCAAGCCAUCGCGGAGCGGCUGGGAUGCACGCUGCCCCAGCUGGCCAUUGCCUGGUGUUUACGGAACGAAGGCGUCAGUUCGGUCCUUCUGGGAGCUUCCAACGCAGACCAACUAAUGGAAAACAUCGGAGCAAUACAGGUCCUCCCCAAACUUUCCUCCUCGAUCAUCCACGAGAUCGAUAGCAUCUUGGGCAAUAAACCCUACAGCAAAAAGGACUACCGAUCCUAAUCGGACGGACGGACGGACAGACGGACCCCGCUUGCCUGGGACUUUUCCCUCGACUCCUCGCCUCUCCCGUUUGCUUGCUUAAAGCUACAUCGAAGCCAAGCGAAGAGUUAGCGGCCCUCGCCCAAGAAUUAAACACCUUAACCGGCGCGUCCUGUGGGGGAAAGAAACCACGUCCUUCUUUGUUUUGCUCGUUUCCGAAACAUCGACGGACUGCGCGGGCUUCUUAGCGUCUCUUUUGGGUUCUAUUAAUACCGGAACGCGUAGUCCGUUUCCGGCCAAACGAUGCCUUUUAUUUUUUUGGAAAAGGAGAAAAACGCACCGUGUUGUUUUUCUCCCUUUCUUAUCUUUUUUUUUAGUUCUUUUCUCCCGACAACGUUAUGCACAAAGUAUUGACCGGCCGGAUCCGUUAUAAUGAGUUAAAUAACAGCAUUUGUGCUCUCGACGUCUGGCUCGGGGUGCGCCGAAAGAUGCAUUAUAAAGUCACUGUUGCAUGCAACGCGACCACUCACCCGCCCAAAAAAAUCCUCCCAAAUCAAAUGUUUGCGGAUGACAAACAUGGAGUCCAAGAGGAUCUCCCGUGUGAGUUUUACGAGGGUCCGUAGCCGGUGUGAGCCGUUCUUUCCAUAAUUCGGUUUCUAGAGAGAGAAGGGAGGACAGUCUUGUCUGUAAACGUCUGCAAGGAUGUCGGAAGGAAACGGGUUGGACUAGAUGUCCCUUGGGGGUCUCUUCUGACUCUAGGAUUCUACGACAGCUACGAGCUGGAAAGUCUGGACAGCGAGGAGUUUGAAUUGGACGCGGGUUGAAAAUGCUUAGCGGAAGGAAGGAAAAUACGAUAUUCAGAUUGGAAAGGAAUAGAAAGGCCGAUAUGAAAUCCUGUCGUGAUUUAGAAGGAGUAUUGUGGUAUCACAACAGUGGAAAACAGUUAUUUUUGGAGAUAGGGAUGUUAGAAGAGGAAGAGGACUAAAAGACAGAAAAAGCCUUUGACAACAUAAAUGGGGCGAAAAAAAAUAUUGGUCUAGAUCUCGGAGCCAUUAGAAUAAGACCUGAGGAGAUUUUGUGUCUUCGACCAUAACACUGCUACUCUUGUUUAGUAACCUCUGAGUGCUGUUGCAUUUCCAACAAAGGCAUCCUGUUUCCAUAUUGACAUUCCUUAGGGAGAGUCACCCUGUCUGGACCGGGUGCUUCUCCAGGUUUUGUUUCGUAGUCCAAAUUACGGUAACUGUUCAGAGUAAUUCCGUUGUCUUCCCUGUGCAUUUUUGUUUCCGUUGCAUCAUGAACGUGAUCCACAGCCCGUCCGGGAAGUAGGAAGCGGCCUCAAAGGGUGUAGGAAGUGGCUGUGGAAAAGCAGUUUGCUCCCUCCGGCUGCUCAUUGCUGCAAAAUGCAUGAACCGUGCCUUAGCGAGACGCAGAAUGAAUUUAGGAAAAUUAUAAACUCUGUCUUCCCCAUCUUCAAAUUGUCCCAUAUGUUAAAAGAUCCAGUUUGUCUUAUUCCUCUCCCUCUUUACUUUAGUCCAGAUCCGAUACGGAUUCCUUAUGAUUUUUUUCAAAAAUCCGAGGGCGUUGCAUUAUUCUCCUCUUUUUUUUUUUGCAUGUGAUGAAAUAGCUUCCUCAGUUUUCCAUCCUUUGAGCAACCUGUGAGGCUCAAUCCUUUCUCCCGAGAAGGGAGGUUUCUUUCUUUCGCAUGCUCUUCCUAAACAAUUGUCUGCAUCCAGACAUUUAUGGGAGGGAAAUCGAUUUUCAAAACAGUACAACAGGGAGAGAGAGAAAGAGGAACCCCAAAGAAAGAGAUGAAGUCAAUUUGUAGUAUUGUUGGGCAGAGAUAGUAGAGUCGAAGGAAAAUACUAGCAAUCCCUUUGCAUUUGCCUUGGAAUCGUAGCAACGAUGCUUGACCGAACGUUGCUUGACUGAAUGGGGAAGCGGCAUCUAUGCGGAGGUCGGCUUCCGUUGCAUCAAGCCAUAGAUUUGCAAUUUCAGUUUCUUGUGGCUUUCCGUUAAUACCUGUGGACGGACCCAACCUGGUCCUUGUUUCCGUGUCGAGCUUUUAGAAACUGCAUUUGGAGUCCCUCCUAGUCUGGUUGCUGCUGCGAUGCCUCCCUUUUGUCCGAUUCCAGUUGUAGACGUGUGUCAUGUCACAUGAAUAAAGGCUCUAUUAUAUGCACAUCCCUCAAGGGCAUUUCCAUGUGAACACAUGUUCCCCGUUACACGUGCACUCCCGUUACUUGCAGGGAGUGACCUCAAAGCGAUCUUUCCCAUGAAGAAAUUUGUGGGGUCCUGCUCAAUCCAAGUGGCAUAACCACAACAUCGUAUUAGCCCCUCCGACAAUCUGGACCAACAUCACCUAAUUUAGUCCUUGAAAGCUCUUAAUUUCUGAGACAUGGGGACUCUAUUCCUUUUUUAAAAAAUUACUUUUGCAUCCUUUUGUCAUGCAAUUCCUUUUUUUUUUUUGCAUGGAACGAGCACAAAAAUAGUGGUUGAAGUCUCCAAUGCUUCCCCUUAAUUUAUCUUCCCAAAAUUUGAAAAUUGGCUCCAAAAUGGCAACUGGAAGUGACAUGACCUCAAUUCCAGGAAAUGGAAGGAGAUGGACAUAUAUACAUGAUGAGGUGCAAUUCUGGCCCCCGUCCCACCUCCCGAAUUUUCCUACUUGUUGAUCGUCGUGCUCACAUUCCUAAUAGAGAGGAAUUACUCAUCACGAUCCACUCAAAAUAUAUUGUUGACCUCUUGCGACUGAUGCUAUUAAGGGCAGAACGUAGUAAAAGGGCAUUUCGGGGGUGCGAAAUCCUUUCAGAUUAUUGUAAGAAUCAUUUCUGAUAGCUCAGGGCAGAGGAAAACCUUUUCAUCACAUUCCCGCUUGGAGGCGAAAAGAGCACAAGGCAAAACGGAUGCUGAGCGGCGUCAGUCGCCAGUCGCAUCAACAGCACAUAUCGUAGCGCCAGUACUGUAUAUUCAAGUGUGUCCAUGUGUUUUCUUCUAUUUUUUUAAAUUAACGAACACGGUCAUCGUCGUUACUUUUAUUUAUCCCUGCAAAAAAAAAAAAAACCCCCGAUCUCUGCAGCGUAAGCCAUUCGUGACGACGACAUUCAGGGAACCCUAGAAAUCCUUGUUGACGCCAGAGGAAUCUGUGAAUCCGCUCUUGUUUAAUCUUCUGGUCUUGUUCUUGUUGUUGUUGUUAUUCUUGGAUUCCAUGUAUGUAAAUUGGAAAACAAAGCUUCCCCCCUUUUUCUAAAAAAAAUGAUAUGUAUAUAUAUAUGUAUAUAUAUAUAUGUCCCGCAAGAAAACCAACCGACGAACCCAACGACAACUGAUGUCUGGAACGACUUCUCCGACUGUGAAUCCCAAGCUAUUUAGCUGCGUUAUCUUCUAGGCACCGGCUGCUGGGCACACACACCGACCAUGCUUCUCGACAAAAGAACUGGACUGAAAAGAUCGCUUCUAUAUUUACGGAAUGAACCAAUAAAGAUAAAUAAAGAUAA
Molecule: messenger RNA, 5684 nt
Organism: Anolis carolinensis (green anole)
Lineage: Eukaryota; Metazoa; Chordata; Lepidosauria; Squamata; Anolidae
Gene: kcnab2
Product: potassium voltage-gated channel subfamily A regulatory beta subunit 2
Exons: 15
Coding region: 952-2214 (420 amino acids)
Biological process (GO): potassium ion transport; regulation of action potential; transmembrane transport
Cellular component (GO): cytoplasm; extrinsic component of cytoplasmic side of plasma membrane; voltage-gated potassium channel complex
Molecular function (GO): voltage-gated potassium channel activity; potassium channel regulator activity; transmembrane transporter binding
Source: RefSeq, a predicted model, not a curated record